CACACCCUUGCUGAUGUCACUGAUAAGUACACACACACACAUACACACAGCACUUCUCAUCGUGAUCAACAUCAGCCUCCUGUCAAACCUCUCCCAUCUCUCCACACACAGAUCAAACUUCAUCAGAAGAGAACCGGUGCGAUCAAAGGCGUGAUGAACUCAUCUUUUAAUGACACCAAGUCCUCUAUGUACCCCGGCGAGACCAUGCGCAUUCUGCAGAUGAUCAUAACCGUUCUGAUCUUCGUGGUGGGUGUUUUGCUAAACGGACUGGUGGUCUGGGCUUUGGGGAUUCGGGCCCGGAUCAGAAGGGGAACAGGCGAAACGCAGGGUGCCAGCAGCUUUCGGACCUACGUAGUAAAUCUGGCGGUUGCCGACCUGGUUCUCUUGCUACGCACGCCAAUGAUGCUGCCCUACCUGGCGCACCACUUCAACUGGACGUUGGGAGAACCCGUAUGUAAACUGAUCAUCUACCUGCGCUGUCUCGGACUGUACGCCAGCGCGUUCUUGCUGUGCGCCGUAGCGGUGGAGCGAUGCUUGUGUCUCCUCAGACCGGUGUGGGCUCGACUGAGACGGCCACGAUGGGUCGUACGGCUGGCUUGCGCUGUCAUCUGGUUGUUGGCCGCAGCUCUGGCUGCUCCAUACAUAACAGCAGCUAAGCUCGUUGUCGUACAGAAUCACACCAACUGUAUAGAAACCGAUAAAGAUUUUGGGCAAGCCUUAAUUGUGGUGGAGACCAUGGCGGGCUUCUUGCUACCUCUGGUGAUCUUCCUGUCCUGCAACAUGGCGGUGCUAUUUUGCGCAAAGAAGACAGAGAUUGCCGUGCCCACAUCUCCCGUAUCUUCUCCUAUCUCCUCAUCCGGACCGACUUACACGUCCCAGCGGCUAACCCGACUCUACCGAGUGCUCCUCCUCACCAUGAUCCUCUUCCUCACCUGCUGGGUGCCGUACUUUACCUGUCGCUUCCUGAGGGCUAUUUCUCCAGAUGGAUCAACGCUAAGAUCGGGGGCGAUCGGAGGCGCGUACGUGGCGCUGUUUUUUGUUUACAUAAAGAGCGCGCUCAACCCCAUCCUGUACGUGUUUGCGGCCCGUGGACUAGGCCGCACCGUGCGCGCCUCGCUCCUGUCUACGUUCGAACGAGUCUUCAACGACGAAUUUUCUGAGUCUAUACGAAGAAAAUCCUCACAAAGAAAAGACUCUCAGUUUUAGUAUGAGUUUAUGAUGGGUCACUAUACAAAUGAUCAGCUACUGGCUCCAGAACAGUGGAGGUCACAUCACACCUGAACCUUCUGCUUGGUGUUCAGGAACUAGAAAAAUGAUUUUGGUAUUGAGCAAAUGGUGCAAUAUAUGUGUUUCACAUUACAUCCAAUUGACGCUCUACCUUCAUUUUCAGUUUGUAUAAAGCAAUCAAUAUGUUUUUACCAUCAUGUAGCCUUUGCAUCCCAAAGACAAAGCGUUCAAGAAUCAAGCAGCGUGAAGAAGAGAACACUUUGUUCUGACUUUCAGAUUCACUAUUAAUAAAUCUAAAGGAAUGUUCUUUUGAUAUCUGUACAAGUAGAAACAUGGCCUUUAAAAGUACAUCAGAUUAUUGGGGAAACACUUUUCAAUUUUUUUAAAGAGCAGAUCACAUAUUAAAGCAAGAAUGUGAACCGCACAACUGAUGCAAAUUAAUCAUGACCUGUCUUAACUCACCGGACAAGAAUGUCACCAUUGUAACAUUGCACAAUUAGUCAUUUUAAAACCUAUAAGCAUUUUAUUUGUUUAACAACUGCUGUUAUCACAGAACAAAGUGUAAAGUUGGUGAAUUGAAUCAUUUGUGAUCUAGCUGUGAUGUUUAAGUGUCAGGAUUAUCAGUCCAGGGCUGUGUCUUUAUCUGUCUGUACUGCAUCCACCUGUUUGUGUGCAAGCGUCAGGAACGCCUUCACAUCCUCGACUACUGGAUCUGUCUGAAGAGCUCGGACCACCGCACAGGGAUUGGGUACCAUCUUCAUCAUGUGCUCCUAAAGAACCAAUCACACACGUUAGAAGAGUAGGUGAUGAUGACUUAGACAAGUAUUCUUCCUUAGUGAUGAUAUAAUAACUUAAAUAUUUACAAUAAAGAAUAAAAAUUAUUUUUAUUAUAAAAGCUUCAACUGAGAUUGAAACCAUGUAAACCAUGA
Molecule: messenger RNA, 2156 nt
Organism: Paramisgurnus dabryanus
Lineage: Eukaryota; Metazoa; Chordata; Actinopteri; Cypriniformes; Cobitidae
Product: C3a anaphylatoxin chemotactic receptor
Biological process (GO): inflammatory response; complement receptor mediated signaling pathway; positive regulation of cytosolic calcium ion concentration
Cellular component (GO): plasma membrane
Molecular function (GO): G protein-coupled receptor activity; complement component C5a receptor activity
Source: RefSeq, a predicted model, not a curated record